This is a messenger RNA of Drosophila subobscura, 883 nucleotides long. Its product is annotated as plasma kallikrein-like. Gene Ontology annotation, biological process: proteolysis. The record is from RefSeq and is a predicted model, not a curated record. The coding region runs from base 105 to 848 and encodes 247 amino acids. Gene Ontology annotation, molecular function: serine-type endopeptidase activity. The transcript is spliced from 3 exons. Lineage: Eukaryota; Metazoa; Arthropoda; Insecta; Diptera; Drosophilidae.
UGGAAGGCAGACUCGUUUUGGUGUUCAUUUUCUGCGGCCUUUUCUUAAGGUUCUCGAAUGGAAGUAUUAUUCCACGGAUCAUAAAUGGCAGCAAUGCCACCGCUAUGCAGUUGCCCCAUCAAGUGUUUUACGAUACUUUUUACCUCAGAGACUAUAAUGCCACCAGUUUCUGGAGACCCCAGUGUGGAGGCACUAUAAUAUCCAGUAAAAUUAUACUCACAGCAGCUCACUGUUUCGGGGAUGAUCCGUACAUAAAAGCCUUGAGAAUUUACUUUGGAGCGGUGGACAAAUCAAAUGCCACCGAAGAGGGUCAGCAGCGUUUAAUUGUCGAUCGAAAGAGUGUGGUGAUCCAUGAGGAAUAUAAUAAUCAAAAACCUUUUUACAAUGAUGUUGCAAUCAUUAAACUGCCCAUUGAUGUGCCUUUUAAUGAGUAUAUUCGACCCGCAAAGCUGCCACAACCCACAAAUAAUUAUGUGCAUGCAAAAGCCAUUGCAUCGGGAUGGGGUGCAUCUAAAGUUAUAUUUUCAGAAAAUUCCAAAAUCGUGCAGCCGCGUACUUUGAAAUAUUUUGAAAUCAACAUCAUAUCGAAUGAGGAAUGCUACGAACAGUGGAUAAAACGGGAAUAUAUGUUCCCAAUGUCCUUCAUGUGCAUUGGCCCCAGCGUGAAUGUACCUUGCAUAGGAGAUUCUGGUGGACCUUUGGCUCUCAAGGAAGGGAAGGAUUUUAUACUUUUGGGAAUUACCUCCCAUAGUGUCAUUGAGCCUUGCCAAAUCAAUCAACCUACGGUUUAUGUCAGAGUUUCUUCGUAUUUGGAUUGGAUACGGGAAAAUUCUAGUGGUAAAAUUUAGAAUUAAUUGAGAUCUACCUUAAAAAUAAAUUUCGA